AGGCGCGAAGCCCGAUUACUCGCAGGCCAAAAUCGUCGUAGCGAUGGUCGGCCUCCCAGCGAGAGGAAAGAGUUAUCUCAGCAACAAGCUCAUGCGAUAUCUGCGCUGGCUAGAGUACUCGGUGAAGGUAUUCAACGUCGGCCAGCUGCGUCGUGCUCUAGCUAGAGCCAAGCUGGCAAAGUCCGGCGUAAAGGAGGAUCAGUCAGCCGCCUUCUUUGACCCGAGCAACCCAGCCGCAUACAAGCUCCGAACGCAAAUGGCAGAGGAGUGUCUUGAGCAGCUCAUUACUUGGCUCAAGCGUGGGGGUAAUGUGGGGAUUCAUGAUGCGACGAACAGUAGCAGGAGUAGGAGAGAGGCACUCAAGAGGAGAGUGGAGAAGGAGCCCGGUAUGAAGCUCGUCUUCCUUGAGAGCAUGUCGACAGACCCGGCAGUGAUUGCUGCCAACAUCGCAGUCAAGGUAUCGUCGGGUGAUCCAGAUUACGCAGGGAUGUCGCCGGAGGACGCCAAAGCAGACUUCCUCAAGCGUAUUCAGCAUUACGAGCAAUCCUACGAAGCCUUGGACAGUCACGGCGAUGAGUCUCACCUCUCGUUUUGCAAAGUCAUCGACGUUGGCCGCUCAGUGACCGUCAACAACAUUCAAGGUUAUCUCGAGUCGCGCAUCGCCUUCUACCUCAUGAACCUGCACAUCACACCCCGCAACAUCUUCUUCUCUCGGCACGGCGAGUCGCAGUAUAACGUUGAGGGCAAGAUUGGCGGUGACUCGGACCUCAGUCCCCGUGGCUGGACGUACGCCAAGGCCUUACCUGAGCUGGUGCAGGAGGCAGUUGGCGAUGCUCCUUUGACAGUGUGGACCUCGACGCUGCGUCGUACAGGGCAGACGGCUAGCGGCUUGCCCUAUCCGAAGCUCGCCUGGAAAUCCCUUGACGAGCUCGACGCCGGCGUCUGCGACUCGAUGACCUACGAUGAGAUUGAGCGAUACUAUCCGGAAGACUAUGCCUCGCGGGACGAGGACAAGUUUAACUACCGCUACCGCGGAGGCGAGUCGUACCGCGAUGUGGUCGUGCGCCUAGAGCCAGUCAUCAUGGAGCUCGAGCGUCAGGAGAACAUCUUGAUCAUCGGUCAUCAGGCAAUUCUGCGUUGCCUGUACGCCUACUUCCACGGGCUGAGUCAGGAGGACCUACCGUACAUCAAGAUCCCACUACACACGGUGAUCCAGCUGACGCCCAAGGCGUACGGUUGUGACGAGAAACGCUUCCCCUUGCCCAUUGAGGCUGUGGAUACCCAUAGGCCCAAGCCACAGCCAAAGACCGCAGCGACUGCGCCCGCAGCGACGUCAGGCGGAUCGGGACCGGACACCCCUUCGCUCGAAGAUGCUAUGACGAGCGCGCCUCCUAGUCAGAUGAGGCCGCAGGGGGUCGCGUAGCCGCGCGCGGGGUCAUCAUCAUCGAGAAUGCACACACGUCACUUGUUCCAUAUGUAUCACUUGCUCGCUUGUCUGCUUCGUUCAUUUAUUCAUUCAUUCAUUCAUCCAUUGAGUCGUCAUUGUUGCGUCGUUACGAAUUGCGCG
Jaminaea rosea is the source of this 1567-nucleotide messenger RNA. Its product is annotated as fructose-2,6-bisphosphatase. Bases 44 to 1423 code for a protein of 459 amino acids. The transcript has 2 exons. The record is from RefSeq and is a predicted model, not a curated record. NCBI's taxonomy places the organism in Eukaryota, Fungi, Basidiomycota, Exobasidiomycetes, Microstromatales. Gene Ontology annotation, cellular component: cytosol. Gene Ontology annotation, biological process: fructose 2,6-bisphosphate metabolic process; fructose metabolic process. Gene Ontology annotation, molecular function: 6-phosphofructo-2-kinase activity; fructose-2,6-bisphosphate 2-phosphatase activity; ATP binding.